UGGUUCUCUAUUCUAAUUAUCCCUUCAGGCUCAAUAUGCAGCGGAAGGUGCUGCAGCAAUGCCACCGAGGAUGAACUCAUGGUGAAGUCAACGAAUAAUUUCAAGCAAAUUCUUCGGCAUCACACACGAAGUCUCAGAGGAAUUCUCGAGUCAACAGCAACCAUCUUUAGAGAAAAUGUAAUACAAUUGUCACUUCAAUCAGAAAACAAGACACUGAACUUAUUCAACCAAGUUUACCGGCGGAUGUCACCUUUUUCGCGACAGCCAAUAUCAGACUUAUACCAGAGCAUCAGAAGUCACAUAUCACCAAAUUCCUUCACAGACAACCUCGAUAUUGAGAAGGUUGUCACGAAUUUCUUCGUGAGUAUGUUCCCCGUGGCAUAUCAUCAUGUUGUGCACGCUGAGAGUGACACGCACAGCAGUGAUUUCCACGUGGAUUACAAAAAUUGCCUCAUGCACACCUUUGAGGACAUUCAGCCCUUCGGGGAUAUCCCGCGUACCGUGGCCAGGGGUCUGCAGCAGAGCGUGGGUGCGGCAACGGUGUUUGUUCGCGCCUUGGAUCGCGGUGCGGACGUUCUGGCCAGCACGGAGGAAUUGGAUUCGGAAUAUUUGACGCACAAGUGCAAAAUGCACCUCCUCAAGAUGAGCUACUGCCCCGAGUGCAGAGGUGUGAUCAAGGGACGUGUGAAGAGUUGCUACAGUUACUGCAUCAAUGUAAUGAGAGGCUGCCUCACACAGUACGUGGGAAGUUUGGAUAGUCCCUGGACAAGCUUUGCUGAGUCCAUGGAGCGCCUACUUGGGUUGGUGCGGUCAAAGGAGGGAAUUGAGACUGUCAUUAAGACGCUGGAGCUGAAACUUUCGGAAGCCAUCAUGCACGCCAUGCAGAAUGGACCAGAGUUGGAGAAGAAGGUGAAGAAAGCUUGUGGGACACCAACUCUCCUGCCAAAUGAGAAAUCACCCAUCCCCGACGAUCGUGUCCAACAGAGUGGAAUGCCGCAGAAAUGGGUUUCACCACCGGAUACGGACAUGCUUCAUUUUCUCGUUACCAUCGACAAGUCCAAGGAGUUUUACUCCAAGAUUGUCACGAGCAUCUGCGAGGAUGAGGAGUACGAACGAGAGGACAAGGGAUGCUGGACCGGAGAGAAGAUCGGGGAGUACACGCAUGGGGUGAUGCCAACGGGCGCUAAUUCGCAAAAGUACAACCCUGAGGUGCCAUUGGAGAAUCCCUACCGUGCCAAUACCAAAAUAAACGAAUUAGUCGACAAAUUAAUCAAUUUGCGCCAAACUGUGGCAAAUGCGAUAAGUCAGCACUCUAAUCACAUCGACUCGGACAAGAUGCAGUCAGAUAUGGCAGAAGGAUCUGCCAUGUGGAACUCUGACAAUACAGACGACAGCGAUCUCGAUGGGGUUGAAGGGUCAGGAUCUGGUGAUGGAGGCAUUUACGGUCGUGCUGGGGAUGUUCCCUUCGACACUACCCGAUCCCCAGCCAUGCAUCCAGGUCCAGGUGCCUCACCGACUGGAUCUGGGGAUUCGGUGCGAAUCUCGUGCCUCCUUGUGGUGUCUCUCGUUAGUUUUGUUGGCCUCGCAGCCAGCAAUCACUGAAGAUUGUCCCGUGCCGUGUGACGAGUCUCUUGCAGAGGAAUCCCUCUCCUCGGUGUCCUCCACUAAGUCAUGAUCGCCAUGGGAGAAGCCGAGGAGAUUUUCCUGGAUUCAUGUGCAUCAUUAAAAAAAUUUCUCUGACUGUCCCCCGCUCCCCUAUCAUCAAUGUGAAUUUUCUCUUGUAAUUUUUCCCGCGUGCACAAAUAUUUUAAGAGAGGAAAGUGUUUGAAAUUAAAUUCGAAAGCAAUAUUUUCUUUUUUUAUUCUAAUUUUAGAAUUUUUUGGGCUUUAAUUUUUGUUUUAAAAAAAAUUGCAAAAUAGAUUUUUUUUAUAAAAAAAAAACAAUUUUUUAAUCAGAAAACAUUCAAAUUGAUUUUUUUUUAAUUAUUAAAAAAGAAAAAUUUGCCGGGAAAGAUCACAUGGAACUUCUUCAGGCCAAUAUUUAGAGAUGAAGGAGAACAAAAGAAAAUAUUAUUUGAAGGAUGCAAAGGAUGAAAAAAAUAUCGUGUUACGUUUACAAUAUAGGCAAGAAAACAAUAUUCAAAAUGAAAAGAAAAUAUCUUAUAAAUGUAAUAAAAUAAAGAAAAAAAUUAAUUUAUUAAGUGUAAAUAGGACACAAUCAGUGGAAUGUCAAGGAGGGACAGAGAAACAUUUUAGUCCUUUUUCAGUGUGUGAGACGAGACCGCGUGAAGAUGCCUAAAAAUUGCUGCUAAAACGUGUGAAUGCUGCGUGUGAAGAUGUGCACAAAAAAAAAUUCCAAAAUUUGUCCAAAUUGCAAUACAUAUUUUUGUUUGUUUUAAUAAUUAAUUUAUUUUUCUAAAUUCUUGCAUUUCGCCAUUUCUUUUGUCAUUUAUUAAAAAAAAAUUGAAUAUAAAGAAAAAACUAAAAAUAAAAAAAAAUCAUUUGAUCGCCCUCCUUUGUGAAUGAUUGCGAUUGGUUGAUUAAUAAAACUGUGAUUGAGAUAAAACUAAUUUUUAACCUAAAGAUUAUGAGAAAAAAACUAUAUAGGGAAAAUCUAUGAGAAAAGAAUGAAAAAAAAAAAGUUGAAAAAAAAAUGUUAGUGUGUAUAGAAAGUAUUUUCCUAUUUAAGUUAAUAAUUAUAUAAUUAUAUUAUUAUUUUGCAGAUGAAGAAUUAAUUAUCACAAAAAGAAUGAAAAAUAAUUAUCAAUUUCUCGUGUAAUUUUUUCAUAAAGAAAUUCUUUUAAAAAUGCAUUUAUUUCGUAUGGAAAAAAGCAGAAAAAAUAUCCCGAAUGUUGUUGAAUAAAAAAAAAGAGUCAAAGAAAGGUAAAAUUGUUGAUAAAAUCGUAUACAAUUUGCACUGUAAGUUUGUUGAUAGGAAAUGAAAAAAAAUAAGAAAAUGGGAAGAGCGUGAAAAUUGGUUUCAAAUUGUUUUUCUACUUAACGAGAGUCUCUAAAGAAAAUUUCAAAAUGGCGCCAAAACAGUAAUGUCAAAAUUUCCAACAUGGCGUCUUCUAGACAACUAGGAUUCUAUUAAAAAAAAAGGAAAAUUUAAUCAAGUCGAAGCCAAUUUAAUAAAAACUCGUAAAUCCCAUGGAAAAUCUGCCUGAAAAUUCCACUCCAAAGUGGAAAAUAAAGGAAAGAAAAUGAAGAAUAUUAAGCACGAAAUUGAGUUGCCGAAGUUAAGAGGAAGAAGAAGAAGAGUGACUUGUGAAGCCAUAUAGUGUAAAUAUUAUAUUAUAUUAAUUAUUUUUGUUGAACAUACAAAACAUGAAAAAUCCCAUGGAAAAACUGAUAAAUAUGAGCAAAAAAAUUAACUCUCGCUUCUCUAAAAAAAAACACAGAAUUUGUACAAUAAACAUAAUGUAUGAUGACAUUUAUUAAUGUCCUACAAUUUAUGAUUUUCAAAUAGAGAUUGAUGAAAAACCA
Molecule: messenger RNA, 3485 nt
Organism: Lutzomyia longipalpis
Lineage: Eukaryota; Metazoa; Arthropoda; Insecta; Diptera; Psychodidae
Gene: dally
Product: division abnormally delayed protein
Exons: 8
Biological process (GO): regulation of protein localization to membrane; cell migration; positive regulation of canonical Wnt signaling pathway
Cellular component (GO): plasma membrane; extracellular region; cell surface
Source: RefSeq, a predicted model, not a curated record